AUGGGGUCUUUGGAAGCCGCAUCUAGGCACAGAGACCCUUUGCCGGCGAUGAGUUUCCUAGGGAAAGACGGAUCGGGAUACACCUCCAGACACCCUUCGAGCGCCACCGCUUCUCCGACUCUGAUGAGUCCCAACGUCAUGUACGGCCAAUCCCUGCCGUACGCCUACGCGAACGCACCGCCGGGGUACAUCUCGUCGCCCGAGGCCCGUCGCGCCCUCGAAGACGAGAAGGAAAAACGCACCUCAAGACAGUCCCUCCCAUCCAUCCACGAGGCCCUCGGCAACGACCCUCUCCCAUACCCAGCAGCUACCUCCGCCCCGCCACCGCAAUCCUCACACCCUACGCCGCCGCCACAUCUCAUCGGACGACCGAGCGCAGAGGGACCAGCGGGUCCGCCCAAUCCGUUUUCGAAUGGCCCGCCGACGGGUUCGCUCAUGCGGGAACCCGCGUACCAUCAGCAGCUGCAGGAUGCAUCGCGCUCCAGUCUCGCCUCCAUCAACACACAGGAUUCGCGCACCUCACUAAACUCCCUCAGCACGGGAAAAUCCCCGACCCAGAGCGCCAAAACGGGAAUCACCUCGGUGGGAUCGCAAAAUUCGUCCGGGUAUGAGUACAGUGCGCCAACCUCCGCCGGUAGCGUGGCGUCGCCGAAUGGGUAUGGCCAUUUCCCUCCGAACUACUCUUUUCAACCGCAGUCCGGCCACUCGUAUCCUCCGGCGCCGGGUCCGUACGAUAACCGGGCCUACAUGGGUGCGCCGCGGGUGGAAGAAGUCAAGGGUGGAUUUGUGAGUCGACUAGCUCCGCACAACGAGUCUAAGCGGCAUUUGGACGUCUAUGAUGUGGAGACGUCUUUGAAUGAGCUCGCCGACUUGAGUACGCGAACCCUCGACUUUUCACGGCACUACGCGUCUCGCGCACAUCAAACGCAGCUGGAGGACAUGCUUCACAUGCAACGGCGGAACCAAGAUGCCCUGAUUCGGAUACGCACCGCCGUGGUGAACCAGGAGCAAGCUCUGGCUGAACAGAUGGCGCAGCGCAAGGCGUUCAAGACCGAAGACGACCAUAUGGCGAUGUACCAGGAAGACUUCAAAGGCACGGGUGGUUUCGCAGGCGCAGACCCAAAGAAACGGCGCGGAAAAGCCGCGCCUCCUGGUCGUUGCCACAGCUGCAACCGAGCCGAAACGCCAGAAUGGCGUCGGGGUCCAGAUGGUGCCCGGACGUUGUGUAACGCAUGCGGCCUACAUUACGCCAAAUUGACUCGCAAGAUGGGCGCUCACAAAGCCGCGAGCCUGGGUUCGAAUCUGAAGCCCAAGUCGGUCCUCGACUCCUCCUCGCCAACCAGUCAUUAG
Penicillium psychrosexuale is the source of this 1350-nucleotide messenger RNA. RefSeq names its product GATA-type sexual development transcription factor NsdD (gene nsdD). Gene Ontology annotation, molecular function: sequence-specific DNA binding; zinc ion binding. The coding region runs from base 1 to 1350 and encodes 449 amino acids. The record is from RefSeq and is a predicted model, not a curated record. Gene Ontology annotation, biological process: regulation of DNA-templated transcription. Lineage: Eukaryota; Fungi; Ascomycota; Eurotiomycetes; Eurotiales; Aspergillaceae. The transcript has 5 exons.